Clupea harengus (Atlantic herring) is the source of this 2292-nucleotide messenger RNA. It is a transcript of the gene tgfb1b, whose product is annotated as transforming growth factor, beta 1b. Gene Ontology annotation, cellular component: extracellular region. NCBI's taxonomy places the organism in Eukaryota, Metazoa, Chordata, Actinopteri, Clupeiformes, Clupeidae. Gene Ontology annotation, biological process: transforming growth factor beta receptor signaling pathway; regulation of cell population proliferation. The record is from RefSeq and is a predicted model, not a curated record. Gene Ontology annotation, molecular function: growth factor activity; cytokine activity.
AGUACAGGUAACCCCCCUGAGUAGACAACGCACAAGAGCCCCAUAUGUAGACACUGAAAAAAUCGAAAUGCUGACGCUAAUUUGGCAAAGAAACUAUCAUUGGUUUCUCAGUUGAGUAGUUUUAAAUAGCCAUCUUCAGAUGUAUGGUAAUUUUAGAAUGUUUUCAUCUCUGUUUAUGUGUUCGGUCAGGUUUUAAACCAAUGGUUGAGGACCUGAGAGGAAAAGGGAGGGAAGGAAAAGCGGAACUUUUUUUCUGAGGAGGAGGGGGUCUGUCAGGUUGAAUUUAUUGUGGAGGAUUUCUGGUUUCUUGGGAGAGCACACAGCCAAGUGUACAAUUAGGAGACUCUCUUUGGAUGCUGGAUUAUCAAUUUGCCAAGUAGUCUCUUGGGAUUAUUUCUUGACAGAUAAGUUUGGACUUUCAACAUCCAUAAACUUUAGACUUUAAGUGUUCGUAAAUGUUACGCUGUAAUUCGAAAGCAUUUAUUUAUUGACUGUUAAUUAGGUUACAAUGGUGUUUAAUCUGUGUCUAUUGUUUAUUCUGUGUAUAUUCUUUCUUGUACAGUGAGAGGACUCCAAGUAGAGUAUAGAAAUUUGUUUUAAAAUAUCAGUAAUUUCCUUCACUGUGAAUAGAGCCUGCAAGGGAAGUGUCCCAAAAGGGAAGCACCAGGAAGUUUUGGCUAGUCUGUUCCUUUUCCUCUGUCUGAAGUCUAAAUAAUUCAACCCAAAAAUAGGUAAUGAGAAAUUGACCUAUUUUCAGCCAGUUGAAAGAUAAGAGUUACCUAACUUUUUUUCCUGUUCAAUUUCCUGUUCUAAAACUAGGAGUCAUUGAAUUAGACAGUCAUUGAAUUACAUUUUUUGUCCUCUGCUGGCAUGAACUGGUGGGACUGUAAACAUUGUACACAGUAAUUUUUACUGCUAGAAUGUGGAAUAUGAAAUGUCACAAUGAAAGGUCUCUGAGAAAUGGGAUGGAAAUCUAUAUUUGAAGAUGCUGGAGCUGCAAGUUAAACUGACGCUUUAACCCAGGACUCUGGAUCAUCUUGGACCGAUUUACUUCAAUACCAAAGAACUGUGCUUGUAGACACUGAGGGGGAAAAUGAGGACUCAAAGUCUUGUCCUGGCUGGGCUCUGUGUGCUAGCCUGCGUCUGCCACAGCGGGGCCCUAUCCACCUGUCGACCUCUGGACCUGGAGCUGACAAGGAAGAAGCGGAUUGAAGCCAUCCGGGGCCAGAUACUCAGCAAGCUGAGGCUGCCGAAGGAGCCAGUGCUGGACAAGAAGGACGAGGGGGACAAAGUCCCGUCCGCUCUGCUGUCCGUCUACAACAGCACCGUUCAGCUGGGCGAGGAGCACACGCAACACAUGAGAGUACCCCAGCCCCGAGACGAGGACGAGGGGGCAUAUUACGCCAAAGAGGUGCACAAGUUCAACAUGAAACAGAGUGAGAACAGCACGAGGCAUCAGGUGCUGUUUAAUCUGGCGGAGAUGAGGUCCAGUUUGGAGACAGACCUGCUCUCUCAGGCAGAACUGCGGCUUCAGAUCAAGAACCCGGUCAUGGCCAACGGCACUGAGCAGAGGCUCGAGCUGUACAGAGGUACUGGCCCACAGGCCCGGUACCUGGGCUCGCGAUUCGUGUCCAGAGACUCGGCUGACCGCUGGCUUUCUUUUGAUGUGACACAAACACUUAGAGAGUGGCUUAAAGGAUCAGAAGUGGAACAAGGAUUCCAGUUUAAGACACACUGUGACUGUGGCGAGAAAAUGAAGGACUUUCUCUUCUCGAUUUCUGGCAUGGCCAAACUAAGAGGUGACACUGGGACUCUCUCAAUGUAUAUGCAAAAGCCUCACAUCUUAGUGAUGUCACUUCCUGUGGAGAAUCAGGAUGACCUGCCUUCCCGUAGGAAGCGCCAAACUUCAACUGCUGAAACCUGUUCAGAAAAGUCAGAGAAAUGCUGUGUAAGGAAAUUGUACAUUGAUUUCCGCAAAGAUCUUGGCUGGAAAUGGAUACAUGAGCCUGCUGGUUACUAUGCCAACUACUGCAUAGGUUCUUGUUCCUAUGUGUGGAACACAGAAAAUAAAUAUUCUCAGGUAUUGUCCCUGUACAAGCACCAUAACCCCGGAGCAUCUGCCCAGCCCUGCUGUGUCCCUCAUGUGCUGGACCCCCUUCCCAUUCUCUACUAUGUUGGCAGACAACACAAGGUGGAGCAACUAUCUAAUAUGAUUGUGCGGACGUGCAAAUGCAGCUAAAGAUACUGUCCCUGUCGGCCACUGAAGAAAUACAUUUAACAAAGAUGCAGUGA